This is a messenger RNA of Cladophialophora immunda, 585 nucleotides long. RefSeq lists its product as uncharacterized. The coding region runs from base 1 to 585 and encodes 194 amino acids. The record is from RefSeq and is a predicted model, not a curated record. Lineage: Eukaryota; Fungi; Ascomycota; Eurotiomycetes; Chaetothyriales; Herpotrichiellaceae. The transcript is spliced from 2 exons.
AUGCCCGAAGACAACAAGAAAGUUCAGAACGACAUUCAAAACGCAUUGGAGGGCAUACCCAACGACAACGAUGAAAUCGCACCCGAGGCACCCGGUAAGGUUGGGCUUCUCAAAAUGUCAGUCGGCGGCUUGAUGGAUUCGAACGUGCUGGAUCUCUUUUUGAUCAAGGGCAAGAAUGUGGUAGCCACAGGAGCUGCUCGCGGCUUUAGUCUGAACUUUGCCCAAGCUCUGGCGCAAGCAGGCGCGAACAUUGCAGCAAUCGACGUUGCUGAACGGCAACAUACACUGGGUGGCCAGGGCAAGAGCGAGAUUAGCUUACAACUUGCGCAGCGCGUCGGUCUCGACAAGCGCAGCGUGGAUCAGCGGUGGACCGAGAUUCAUGGGCUUAUUGGUCGAAACUUGUUGAACUACGACAAAGCCGAGAUGCGGGAGCAGGGCGCUGGAGGAGGUGGUGCGGAUAUAGGUGUAGACACUGGCGGGGGCUCGUCCCGGUCGACUGGCAUCGCAGCACGCGUUGGCAAUGGCAUAUCGGGCGGCUGCGCUCAUACUCAAACUACGUUCUGUUGCGGAUGCCACGAGGCUUGA